This is a messenger RNA of Dibothriocephalus latus, 1038 nucleotides long. NCBI's taxonomy places the organism in Eukaryota, Metazoa, Platyhelminthes, Cestoda, Diphyllobothriidea, Diphyllobothriidae. The record is from the annotation of a GenBank genome assembly.
CAUCUGCAUCGGCAGGGUGUGCUGUCCCUGCACAAACCCUGGUCCCUCAACUUCACCGCCUGGUUUAUCAACAGCCUGGCCUUCUGUGUGGAGAAUCGAACAGAGCACCUGGCUCUGCGUUGGGGUGACUUCCGCCUGGGCAGGUGUCAGGAGACCAGCACGGAAUACCUCUGUUUCUACAAUCGCGUCAGUCAACAGGUCUACUUUCUGUGCGCGGAUCCCACACCGUCAAGUACUACUGAUGCUGCUACUGCUGCCGGUCCCGAAACCCUCUGCCCCUGUCCUGUGCAGCCAAGAUCGUUAGCGUGCAACAAAGCUAACGACAUCGACCUCUGCCAGGUGCCGGGACCCUGGUUCACAGAACACAGUUGGGGCAAGAACAAACUCGGCGGUCUGCUUGCUGAGGCUGCCAAAAUAGCCGGUCUGCCGGUAAUAUGGCUGCCAAAGCGGCGUUCCUAUAGGAAAGGGACCACCACCACCAGCGGUGGUGGUGGUGCUGUUUAUGCCUCUUUUUCAGCCCAGAAGCGUCCAGCCCCGACUCCACCCAGCCAGCCAAAACAGGCCCGGACAGGCCCGGAAAUCCUCCCGCCCUCCUCAAUGCAGUGGACGUCUCCCUAUUCCGUUGCCACCGUUGUCUCGCCGCCUUCCACCCUCGUGCCGCUGGACAUCGAUGCGGAUGGAGCUGAGGCUGAUGGUCAGAUGGUGGGGGAGUUUCCACCAGAACAAGUUGUUCCACAGGCGAAAGCCAACUUUCUACCAAAUUCACACAGGUCAGUGAGCAAGUCUGUCAAGGACCACAGUCACAAUCUCAUUCCCUACGCAAUCUAUCUUCCAACAUUCCCCUGGCUAGACGCUGUACUCUACAACAUUUACAGUCCAUUAACUUGUCAAGUUCUUGACUUCCUUCCUUCCUUCCUUCAGAUUUACUAUUUGUUCUUUAGAAUGUUUUUUCCAGAUGCAGUCAUACUUUACUCUGCUUCAGAACAUUUUUUAGCUAGUCAGGUGCGAUUUCUAACUCGAUGUCACUCUGAGACCUAG